Rhagoletis zephyria (snowberry fruit fly) is the source of this 572-nucleotide messenger RNA. RefSeq lists its product as uncharacterized. NCBI's taxonomy places the organism in Eukaryota, Metazoa, Arthropoda, Insecta, Diptera, Tephritidae. The record is from RefSeq and is a predicted model, not a curated record.
GCAUACGUUGCAUGGUACAAAUCAUACAAGCAAAGAAAUUUCAUUUUAAGUUUAGUCAAUCGUUGGCGGACGCAGCAGCCCUAAUUCCAAUUAGAUAUAUGGAAAUCAAAGAUAAGCAGAAGCUACAGAUUUGCAAACUUUACACUAACUUGGAAGAAUGACAACAGUGCAUACGUUUUUGUGGCUAUAUCUGAUUAGCGUCGCUUUAAUAUCACGCAGUGCGCUUGCCUAUGAUCCGAAUGAUACCAAAAUCGCCUCAGUUAUUCCUCCCGAAGGAUAUUUCGAGGCAUUUUAUCCAAGGGAAAUGGAUGGCGUUCCGAACAGUGCUUCUCGUCCAGCACAUGCUCAUGGCAGCUUUUUCAAACAUCGCAAUCCUGCACUGGUAGAUACAAAGAAUGCAGCAGCAUAUGGAUAUCGAUUUGAUGGUAAACGCCGUUUUAAUCUAAAGUGAUUCAAAAAUCGCAUUGACAUUAUAUUGGAAUCAAAAAAAAAAAAACAUUCGUAAGGGCAUUGAAAUUAAAAAAAAGAAAUAUUAAAGUAACUUUCCAUUUGAUAAUGCCGUAUUGAACGGG